Messenger RNA from Neocloeon triangulifer, 4430 nucleotides. RefSeq names its product myosin heavy chain 95F (gene jar). Gene Ontology annotation, biological process: endocytosis; actin filament organization; vesicle transport along actin filament. Bases 140 to 3877 code for a protein of 1245 amino acids. Gene Ontology annotation, molecular function: microfilament motor activity; ATP binding; actin filament binding. The transcript is spliced from 24 exons. Gene Ontology annotation, cellular component: cytoplasm; actin cytoskeleton; myosin complex. The record is from RefSeq and is a predicted model, not a curated record. Lineage: Eukaryota; Metazoa; Arthropoda; Insecta; Ephemeroptera; Baetidae.
ACAGCCGAGCCAGCGAACGCGAAACGCGAACAGUGUCGGUCUGCGCCUUGUUUGUGAUACUCGCCCGCCAGCUGAAGCGCCGAUCGCGGCUGGAUUUUCGCGGAAAAGCGGCGAGAGCAGCUGAUUUUCCACUGCCGGCAUGUUUGAGCGGCAGAAGGUGUGGGUGCCUGACCCGCAGCAUGGCUUUGUCCAGGGGCGCAUCCUCGACCUGGGUCUGGACGAGGCCACUGUGCAGCCCUUUGAGCGAUCAAGGAACGCUUUCGUCUGCGGCCUUGACCGAAUUUACCCGGCCGAGGAGGAUGACAACAAGGAGGUGGACGACAACUGUGGUUUGAUGUUCCUGAAUGAAGCCACCCUUCUGCACAACAUCAAACUCCGUUACAGCAAGGACAAAAUUUAUACGUAUGUAGCCAACAUAUUGAUUGCGGUCAAUCCGUACAUUGAGCUGAAGGGACUAUACUCAAGUGAGACCAUCAAAAAGUACAAGGGCAAGUCCCUGGGAACAAUGCCACCUCACGUUUUUGCCAUAGCUGACAAAGCAUUUAGAGACAUGAGAGUUUUGAAGCAGUCGCAAUCCAUCAUUGUUUCCGGCGAAUCUGGAGCUGGAAAGACAGAGUCGACUAAGUAUUUGCUGCGGUACAUGUGUGACCACUGGGGCUCUUCUGCUGGACCGAUCGAGCAGAAAAUCCUUGACGCUAACCCUGUUUUGGAGGCUUUUGGCAACGCCAAAACGACGAGAAACAACAACAGCAGUCGAUUUGGAAAAUUCAUCGAGGUUCACUUUGACGCAAAGCACCAAGUGGUUGGUGGAUUUAUUUCUCACUACCUGCUGGAGAAGUCGAGGAUUUGUUUCCAAGGCCCUGAGGAGAGGAACUAUCACGUCUUCUUCCAACUCUGUGCCGGUGCUUCUGAUAAACUCAGGCAGCAAUUGCACCUUACCAAGCCAGAUGACUUUCAUUAUUUGAGGAAUGGAUGCACUCAGUAUUUUGUGAGCGGCAAAAGUAAACUCAGUAGCAGUGUACUGAGCCAAGCUCAUCAGGCCAAAGGUGGGCUCAAGGACCCAAUGUUGGAUGAUUCCAACGACUUUAUCGAAAUGGACAAAGCUCUGUCUCGUUUGGGCCUGCAGGAACAGGAAAAGUUCUCCAUUUACGCAGUUGUUGCAGCCGUCCUACACCUUGGGAACGUUUCCUUUGAGGAGAAUCCUGAGGACACAAAAGGUGGCUGCCGCAUUUCUGGCUCCUCCGAAAAGGCACUGACCCUUGCAGCUGGUCUCAUUGGUGCUGAUAGAGAAGAACUCCGGCAAGCUCUUGUGUCGAAAGUCAUGCAGACUAGCAGAGGGGGCGUCAAGGGCACUGUUAUUAUGGUGCCUUUGAAGGUUUACGAGGCUAAUAAUGCGCGGGACGCAUUAGCUAAGGCCCUUUACAGCCGCCUCUUUGAUUACAUUGUUGGCAGAAUCAACCGAAGCAUCCCCUUCAAAACGUCAAGCCACUACAUAGGUGUGCUUGACAUUGCUGGAUUCGAGUACUUCACUGUGAACAGCUUUGAGCAGUUCUGCAUCAAUUACUGCAAUGAGAAAUUGCAACAGUUUUUCAACCAAAGGAUUCUCAAGGAGGAACAGACUUUGUAUGAAAAGGAAGGUCUCAAUGUCAAGAAAAUUGAAUUUGUUGACAAUCAAGAUUGCAUUGAUUUGAUUGAGGCCAGGGGCAAUGGAAUUUUCAGUCUGCUAGACGAAGAGUCAAAGUUGCCAAAGUCAAGUGGCAGCCAUUUCACCACUGAGGUCCAUUCUCGUCUAGGUGGACAUUUCCGCCUUGCUCUUCCACGAGCUUCCAAGCUCAGGGAUCACCGUGAGGUGCGAGAUGAUGAAGGUUUCCUGGUGCGCCACUUCGCAGGUGCUGUUUGCUACCACACAAGCCAGUUCAUAGAAAAGAACAAUGAUGCUUUGCACGCCUCUCUUGAAGGCUUGGUCCAAGAGAGUCAGAAUCCUUUUGUUCAGAACCUAUUCUCCAAUGCCUCUCAAAGUCAGCAGAAAGGAAAACUCACUUUCAUCAGCGUCGGCUCCAAGUUCAAAACACAACUUGAGGAACUCAUGGAAAAACUUCGAAGCACGGGGACCAAUUUCAUCAGGUGCAUCAAGCCCAACAUUAAAAUGGUUGACCACCAGUUUGAGGGGGGCUCGAUUUUGUCUCAGCUCCAGUGCUCAGGCAUGACAUCAGUGCUGGAACUGAUGCAGCAAGGCUUCCCAUCAAGAGCGCCUUUCUCUGAACUCUACAACAUGUACAAGAACUAUUUGCCACCCAAGUUGGCUCGACUUGAUCCUAGACUUUUCUGCAAGGCUCUCUUCCAAGCUCUGGGUUUAAAUGAGAACGACUUUCGAUUUGGAUUGACGAAGGUGUUCUUCAGGCCUGGCAAAUUUGCUGAAUUUGACGAGAUCAUGAAGUCAGACCCUGAAAAUUUGGCUAUGCUGGUAGCCAAAGUGCAGAAGUGGCUGAUUCUGUCUCGUUGGAAGAAGGCGCAGUACGGAGCCCUUUCUACGAUUAAAUUAAAGAACAAAAUCAUAUAUCGAGCAAAGAACUUGGUGGUCAUCCAGAAAACUGUUCGAAUGCACUUGUGCCGCAAACAGCACCAACCACGUUACCGUGGCAUUGCAAAAAUCAACAGCCUCAGUUCGAUGUUGACUCGUAUGGAACAGUGCAUUGGCCAGAUGAAGAAAGACAAAGAAACUAGUGCUGCUGAGGUGACCAAGCUGAAAAAGGAUAUGACGGCCGCCAUUCAAAAAAUCAAGGCUAAUCCAAAGAUAAAGCCAUCUGAGGUUAGCUUGCUGCACACUCAGUUGAUGAACCAGGCUAACACUUGCAUGGCAACUGUGCAAAAGAGAGUUGAGACACAAAAAAUCGCUGAGGAGCAAGAGAGAAUUCGCAAGCUUCAGGAAGAGAUGGAAAGAGAACGAAGGCGCAAGGAAGAAGAGGAGCGCAAAAAGAGGGAGGAAGAUGAUACUAGGAAGAAAAAAAUGGAAAUGGAGGCCAGAAGGAAAAUUGAAGAAGAGGAAAGAAGGAAGCUUGAGGAGGCUGACAAACGUCUUGCUGAAAAGCUUCAAGCUGAGAUGGAAAAGGAAAAUUCCAAAUUCAGGGAGCAAAUUGAACAGGAGCGCAGAGAUCACGAGUUGGCCUUGCGAUUGGCUCAAGAAACCCACAGUCAGGUCGAGGAUAUUUCGGCGCCUGUCAGGAGCUCGAACAGGUUGGCUGAUCCCAAGAGCCCCAACAACUUCAGACUCAACAGGUCCGAGAAUGUUAGAGCGCAACAGGCGGCCAACAAGGGCAAGUACGACCUCUCGAAGUGGAAGUACUCUGAGCUGAGGGACACGAUCAAUACCUCUUGUGAUAUUGAACUGCUUGAGGCGUGCAGGGUUGAGUUUCAUCGCCGCCUUAAGGUUUACCAUGCUUGGAAGGCCAAGAACAAGAGACGUAGCACCAUGGAAGAGAACGAGCGUGCGCCUCGUUCCAUCAUGGAACAAGCAAACAAGCCUUUGCUGCAUGUGAACAACAAUUCUGCUGCCAGAGUGCCCAUCAACACUGAGCAGCACCGCUUCUUCCGCAUUCCUUUCAUUCGGCCAGGCGCUGGUGUCCAGAAUGACCAGAACCACAAGAAGGGCUGGUGGUACGCCCACUUUGAUGGACAGUACGUUGCCAGGCAGAUGGAGUUGCACCCUGAGAAACAGGCCAUCCUUCUUGUAGCAGGGGUGGAUGACAUGCAGAUGUGCGAGCUCAGUCUUGAGGAGACCGGGUUGACCCGCAAGCGAGGCGCUGAAAUCCUCGAGCACGAAUUCAACCGCGAGUGGGAGAAAAACGGCGGGUCUCCCCACAAGCCACGCGCCAAAUAACACCAUUUCUUUUGAACCUGGACCGACCCCUAGUCAGCUGCUUUCAAACUCAAUUUUUAAAUAGCUGGCGGAAAGAAUUUUCUUGUAAUAUUUGGGGCGCCACAAACUGAGCAUUCAUUUCCACCAAUGUCAGCAUUACUUUUUUGUCGUUUUUAUUCCAAAGUUGUGGCUUGUAGUGAGCUCUGAGCCUUUCUUCGUAUGAAGGUAGUUUAGAGUGUCACUUGAUUUUUGUGAAUUAAUUUAGCACAAUAAUUAAAUAUUAACUUAUAUCUGCAGCUUAGAGAGAAAGAAAAAUUUAUUUAAAUUGAUGUUCAAUAGUUUUGAUUACUGAAUGCUUAAUCCAUGUUUUGUGAGUUUUAGAAUAAUUGUUGAUUGAUUCAAAUUAUCUACUUAGUUGUGCAAUAUUAUUACUUGUUUGUUUUUUUAUUUUAUUUUUUAGAUUUAGCGUUGGGAAGAAUAGUGUAUUUGGAAACUAUGUAAUUGAAGCGUCCACCGUUUUUGUAGUGAAUUAAAUUUAUUUGCACGUCCAAUGAACAAAAGCUUUAUAAUUGCA